AUGUCCUUCGAAGUUUUUUUAAGUCUAAAUUUUCUUACAUUGUGCCCGAGGUUUGCCAUGGAGAACAAUGGGGGAAGCGUCACCGUUCGAGAAGGCGACAGACAUUUUGCUGAAACCACUGUUUAGUUUAGUAGAAGAAGAAGAGAGCAAAGAGCAAUGCUAUCGUUUUCAUCUUCCGUUUCCAGGGCCCUCCGUUUUUUCUCUCCCCAAAACCCUUCUUACAUAAACGCCAAUUCAAAACCUGCCAAUCAUCUGUCACUUUCUUCCGCCGCCUCCCUCCGUAUGCCACACCUCUCCUCUUCGCAUUUGCCCGCAGCAAUCGAACCCGACCAUAAUCGCCGCUCGAUUUCAUCGGUCUCGCUUCCCUCGCUCGACUUUCAGGACGUCCACUUCUUCAAGUCUCCCUGCAAUGUUGAGAUCAUUGUCGAAGAGAACGAGCCGGAAGAGAGUCUCGUUGGUCGCUUCCGCCGAGAGGUCAUCAGGGCAGGAGUUCUCCAGGAAUGUAGAUACCGGAGGUUCUUUGAGUCCAAUCAGGAUAAGAAGAAACGCAAAUCUCGCAAUGCUGCCAGGCGCAACCGGAAAAGGCGCUUCCAACCAAAAUUUCAACAAGGGGUCAUGGAUAGAACUCAGGAGGAGGGUGGUUAUAAAUCAGAUGAAGAUAACUGGGUCUUCAAUGAUUUUGAACUACCAUAUGCUUAAACAAAGGUCUCUGGUAUGGAAUUAAAGUCCAUAUUGUUUUGGUGGCAGGGAAGUCAUAGUGACAGGAGGAGAGGCCGAGAGAGAAAGGAAAAUGACAUGUAUAGUUGAUUUUGCCGAAUCAGUAGCUGUGAAGUUGGGCAUUUGUGCUACGAGUAUUAUUUUGCAGUGUAUACUAUUCAUGAUCAUAAGAUUCAUAGUCAAGGCCGUUUUUUAGCUUCUGGUAUUAUGGUCAUACUCCUAUUUUCCGAUGGGCAUUUUCACAAACCACGAAAUUAUAGAAUUAUACUCCCUAAGACAUUAAGAUAAAACAACAAUUUACGAUAUGUAAUGGGCAUAAGGGAAGUCCAAAUCAAUGAGAUGAAUUUUG
Cuscuta epithymum is the source of this 1066-nucleotide messenger RNA. Lineage: Eukaryota; Viridiplantae; Streptophyta; Magnoliopsida; Solanales; Convolvulaceae. The record is from the annotation of a GenBank genome assembly.